AGUGGGCGUGACUGCUUCUUACCUGCUUUGCUGCAUUCUCUAGCUCUUGUAGCUAGCCAGCGAAGUAACUGAAGGAUCUCGGCCUGCUAACACAGUAGCUCACUGAGUCUUGUGCUGUGUACCUUUGUGAAUAAUGGCUGGGUUCAUUGAGUACAUCAACUCUCUACCAUCUCUCCUCACUCAACUGAGCUCUACAUCAAAGCUACGCGUAACCAUCGGUAACGAAUCAUGUGAUCUCGACUCUAUUGUGUGUGCCCUAUCGUAUGCUCACUAUUGGGCCGUUACCGGGGGAAACGACUGGAUCAGCUUGCCGCUGUUGUCGUGCCGACGAGACGAAUUUGUCCUACGUACUGAAGCCGUUGAGGUGUUCUCUCAAGUGGGCGUCCAAUCAGAUUGCCUGAUAUUUGCUGAUGAUCUUCCCUUGGAUAAACUCAAGUCUACAGAAUGUCUUGAGGUGACAUUGGUAGACCACAACCACUCCAGUAGCCGUUUCCCUAGCAACAGUGUGGUUCAAGUGAUAGACCACCACGAGUUGUCUCCGAGUACGUGUGUGGGGUGUGAGGGUGUGAGGGUGACUGUGGAGUGGGUGGGCUCUUGUGCUACACUAACAGCAGCACAGCUCCUCUCCAACCCACAGAGCUACUCCAUAUCCCCGACAGUAGCCACACUCCUACUAUCAGCCAUACUACUAGACACUGGGGACCUUCUGUUGGAGGGCAGAGUGACAGACAGUGAUAAAGAAGUGGCCGGACAGCUACUCGAAAGCAUGCCUGAAGGAUUUGACAGCCAUGCUCAUUUCAAGACAUUGUUUAAAGCUCGGUUUGACAACUCCACACUGACCUCUAUGCAGGUACUGGGACGAGACUUCAAACAAACUCGCGUAUCUGACAAAUAUUCUAUCGGUUUUUCUUCAGUGACUGAUAGUUUGGUUGAGUUUGUCUCACGAGAUGGUUUUAAGGAAGAUAUAACAGCCUUCUAUCAGCAGCAAUCCCUCGAUGUUCUCAUAUUGCUGGGGAUUUAUGCUCCGAGUGGUGACCAUGACAACAAGAGGCGUCAUAUUGCCGUCUACCAAUCAGAUGGAGAGUUGCCCGAGAGCAUUGUGAGUAUGCUUGAAGCCAGCGAGCAGUUGCAGUGUGUGCGUGUGGAGGGGGUUGGAUUUGAGGGCGUCCUUUUAGAGCAACGCAAUGUUAAGAUGUCCCGGAAGCACAUCCUCCCGCUAGUGGCUCAGUUUGUGGCAGAUGUGGAGCGAGGGCAUUCACCGGGUGCCACUCCUGCGGUCCCGCUUGAGCCUGUGGUUACCGUGGUAACAGCACAAGGGGAAGUCCCUAUCCCGGAGUAUUCCACUCAUGAAGAAGCUGAGGAAGUGCGAGCACAUCGACUCGUUAGUGUGGGUGGGGCUGAGCAUGUCAUCGACAUGACACUAGUAGAGCCAUACAGGAACAUCAUACAACAUGCAGGUUAUGUGGGGGAGGAGCGUCUUGCUGUGAUGGUGGUGUCUUCCUGCCACCUUCCUCCUAGAACACUGCACAACUAUAAGCAAGUUGCUCAGGAAUUAUUCUACUACGUGAUGAGUGUGUUGGACCGGAUCAUAGUUGACCAGUAUAUGAUAGUCUACCUGCACAGUGGGGCUCCCCCCAACAGUCGACCAUCGCUACAACUGCUGCGACGCUUCUAUGAACUUGUGGACAGAAGGUUUCGUAAGCAGCUCACUGCUCUCUACAUUGUCCACCCCACCUUCCUAGUCAAGAGCAUCCUCACACUAGCAAGACCUUUCAUCAGCUCAAAGUUUUGGCGUAAGGUGCACUUUGUACCCACCCUGUCGGAGCUCCCAGCCCAGGUUGCCAUUGACGACGGCCUUAUCCCUACAGCUGUAAAGAAUGCUGACUCAGCAAUUACAAGGCACCGCCCUCCUGCUGUCAAAUACAGCCCCUCUGAGACCAAGGGAAACUAACCCCAUACACACAUAUUAUACAUAAUUAUGAACCUGCUAUUGUAGCCAUUAAAUUUUAGUCUUUUUCAACUGAUUUUUAAAUCUUUAUAUAAUGAUAGUGUGAAUGUGCACAUUAUUAAAUUUUUUGCCAAUAAAUAAACAAUUUUUUGAUAAUUAAACAAUAAGAA
Halichondria panicea is the source of this 2118-nucleotide messenger RNA. Its product is annotated as exopolyphosphatase PRUNE1-like. Lineage: Eukaryota; Metazoa; Porifera; Demospongiae; Suberitida; Halichondriidae. The transcript has 9 exons. Gene Ontology annotation, cellular component: cytoplasm. Bases 134 to 1951 code for a protein of 605 amino acids. The record is from RefSeq and is a predicted model, not a curated record. Gene Ontology annotation, molecular function: pyrophosphatase activity.